GAGAAAUUUUGAAAAUUUAAAAACCUGGUGACUCCUUUUGAAGCGGUGUGCGAAAGGAAGAGAAGAAAAAGGGGAGGUUGGCAGAACAGAAAACCUAGAAGGAAGGUAGCUGGUUUGAUCGUACAUGUCCGUCCAUGUCUCAAUCUGGCACCACUACACCACACUUAGUCCUCAAGAAUCGUUUCCUGAGUUACUUGAUCUGGCAAUCCAUACCCUCUUCUCUCAUAUUCCUCUUCUUCUCUUCUCUUCUCCCUCACUCCUCACUAUGCUACUUCCUCCUAUUCCUCCCUUUCCACCUUCUCUUCUCCGCAACCCUCUCCCUCGUCUCUUCCCCACACCCUCUCCGCCCCCUCUCCCCUCUCCAUCUCGCCACUCGCCUCCUCCGUUUCCUUUUCAUCCCCGCCACCGCCCCUCACCCCGCUGACUUCCGCGCCCGCUUAAGACUCUCCCUCGCCUUCUUCCUCUUCGUCGCCGCCUCCGCAGCCUCUGGCUUCGCCGCCGCCGUUUCCCUCGCUGGAGUGGCCCCCAUUCGUGAUGGCUUUUGGGCUAUUGGAAGAGUCGGGUUUAGGGGUUUUCUCAUUGGUUCCCUUUUCGGUUUUCAUUACGUUUUCAAGCGCCGAUGGGUUUUGGACUUUCCCAUUAUUCAGCGACCUCCUUUCUUCAGUUUCAAGAUGGGGGUUCCUUCGGCUACUAGACGAGCUUUCAAGCUUUCCACUGUUGCUUUUCUUUUUUCUGCUGUUUUGUUGGAGGUUUUGCCUCAUCCAUUUAAUUACGGCAUUGCAACCAGAAGAUUCUUUGCUGAGCAGAUUAUCUUUUAUGUUGCAAGUUUUGCUAUUUUCCUCUGCUGGGAGUUGACUCAUCAUUUGCACUGGGUUUUACACACUAAGAGGUCCAUAUUUGCACCUCCAAAAGGAUCAGCAGCAGCAGAAACAAAUCCAAGUGAGCAUCUCCUUUCAGCUUUGGAGGAGAGUAAUCCUACAUCUCUUCUUCGGUAUCUUGCAUAUCUUGAUCUCUGUAUGGUUUGUGAGAACAAUGUUGACACUUGGCGGCGUGCUGGAUUUUUUGAAGAAACCGGUGAGACUUAUAAAAGAGUAAUUGCUGUGUGCUUGAGGCCAUUGGAGCAUCUUGUCACAAAAUUAGGUGAAGGCUUAGGAAAUUCUGUUGACAAACCUGCACAACUAUCAAAUCAGUUGUCCUCCCCAACAGAUCCACGACCAGAUUCAAAGUGUGUAGAAGAACUGUACAACUUUCAGCUUUAUGCGUGGUGUUCAAGGACUGUUGCCUCCCUGACUGCCUUCUCACGUAAAGAAGACAAGUUUGGGGUUGCUCAGCUUUCUGGGAGUAAUGCGGCCGUGGUUUCAACCUUGAUAUCCUGCCUUCUUGCUGUUGAAAAUUUCAUGGGAAAGAAAACAAACCUGCAAUCCCCAAAUCAGUUGUUGGGACCUGCUGGUAUCAAAUGGGCAACCAUAAAUAGUGGAAGAGUAGAUGUUGCUGCUGGUAAAAGAAGAAGUGGCCCAGUAAAUUCAAAAGCUUAUGCUAUUGCUGACGUUCUCAAGACUUCAAUAUACCAAAUAGUCUCUGCAUUCCAUGAUGAGAUGUUGGCUGGUGCUAAAGGAAAUCUCCUGGAGAAGGACUGGAUCACAAGUGGGAAACCACUUUUUGGUACUCGUGAGAUGCUUAUACAAAAAUUACGCCUUUUCCUUGAUUUUCGAGCUACCUAACUGCUGCAUUGUAUUGUGGUUUGGGUGCUACUUUCCUGAAUUAAACAACAUGCUUGUAAGACAUUAUACACACUGGAUGUUGUCUAGUGAAAGUUAUAGAUGGAAUGGAAGGAAAGAGUUCAAUUUUGCUGUCAGAAAUUUGAGAUGAAGGAUAUUAAUCUGUAGAGAUUUUGUUGGAUAUACUUACAUUAGCAGGUAAGUAGCCGUUUGGAUGUGCUUGUUCUUAACAAUUGUUUUGGGUACUUCUAUUUUAAUGAGUUUGGAAGAGCUUUUUAUCAU
Molecule: messenger RNA, 2000 nt
Organism: Abrus precatorius (Indian licorice)
Lineage: Eukaryota; Viridiplantae; Streptophyta; Magnoliopsida; Fabales; Fabaceae
Exons: 4
Coding region: 135-1721 (528 amino acids)
Biological process (GO): nuclear pore organization
Cellular component (GO): nuclear pore transmembrane ring
Molecular function (GO): protein-macromolecule adaptor activity
Source: RefSeq, a predicted model, not a curated record